AUAAUAAGGAGAGUGUGUGUUAGUCAGUCAGAGUCUGUUUGAGUAUAGUAUACAUACUAUAGCUAAUUAUGGCCACAAAAAACGACUCUUGCAUAGAAAAGUUUGAACGUUUAUCAACCGAUGACAAGGUAGUCUCUGAUAAGACGGAUACAGAUGACGACACAUCUGAAAUUUCUGCUGGUACUCAACAGCAAGGCAGCUCAAAAACUAAAGUUCGAACUAAAGUUGAAAACGAGUUCUACAAAUUUCUCAAAAAUUUACCAGAAGAAUUAAAAGGUAAAAUUGACCCCAAACAAAUGAAGACAGUGUACGAAAAUGCUAAAUCUUUCAAACUUCUUGUGACUGGAAAAACUGGCUCUGGGAAGUCUACUCUUGUUAAUGGAAUUCUUGGAGUUACUUUACCUAAAGCUAAAGAAGGAAGCAGUAUUACCAAGGCCUGCACAACUGAUGUCGAAGCCUUUUAUACCAAAAAGGAGGACAUCGACAUGACGAUUUGGGACAGCCCUGGUCUACAAGAUGGCACCGAUAACGAGGAUUACCUGCAACAAAUGAAGGAGAUGUGCCAGGAGAGAGAUUUGACCAUGUACUGUAUCGAUGUACACCAGACAAGAUUCAUCAGUGGUGGGGAUGACAACCCAGAUGUUGUUGCGAUGAAGAAACUUACGAGAGAAUUUGGUCCUCAGUUUUGGAGCAACACCGUCAUUGUUCUGACCUUUUCCAAUUACAUUGCCGAUGAUGUUCACAUCAAAUAUCUCCCACUCGCAGAAAAGAAAAUAGCAGUCGAGGCUAAACUGCAGGAAUGGAAAAAUCAGAUCGUGCACAUUUUAACCCAUGAUGUAGAGAUUGACCAACAAGUUGCUGAGAAGAUACUCAUUGUUCCGGCUGGGUAUUAUCGUGAACCAGAUCUUCCAGUCUGCAAGUAUUGGCUAUCGAACCUCUGGUUUCAUUGCUUUGCUGCUAUUUCUACUUGGGAAGGCCGGUUAGUGUUACUCAAAACAAAUGCUGAUCGCAUGAAAAGAGACACUGAUGUACAAGAAGAUGAUUUUAAAAAGCCUAUAGGGCAGCAGCCGAUUGUGUAUGACAAUAAAAAGAUAGAGUAUAUGCUACGUAAAGCAAAUGUAAUAGGGGGUGUGGGUGGGUUUAUUACACUUGGCACUAUUGGAGCUCUUAUUGGUAUUGUUGGAGGCCCUCCUGGAAUAAUAGUUGGUUUGAUCGUUGGAGCGUACGUUGGAGCCGUGAGUGGUGCUGUCGCUGGCACAGCUAUCGCAGCAAAGUUAGACUAAACAACUCUUAGAAUUAUGUAUGUAUAAAUAAUGGUGUUUGUCCUGUUGCACGUAUAUAUACUUAAUUAAUUGCUUUCGUUGUAUCAUGCACUCCUGGUUGUAUCCAUUCAUUGCUUUUUUACCCUGAUAAAGAAAUUAAUGUUGUUGUUGCUGAAACAUUUGUAAUUACAGAGCCUG
Messenger RNA from Halichondria panicea, 1460 nucleotides. RefSeq lists its product as uncharacterized. Lineage: Eukaryota; Metazoa; Porifera; Demospongiae; Suberitida; Halichondriidae. Gene Ontology annotation, molecular function: GTP binding. The transcript has a single exon. The coding region runs from base 69 to 1283 and encodes 404 amino acids. The record is from RefSeq and is a predicted model, not a curated record.